Nicotiana tabacum (common tobacco) is the source of this 930-nucleotide messenger RNA. RefSeq names its product succinate dehydrogenase subunit 6, mitochondrial-like. Gene Ontology annotation, cellular component: respiratory chain complex II (succinate dehydrogenase). Lineage: Eukaryota; Viridiplantae; Streptophyta; Magnoliopsida; Solanales; Solanaceae. The record is from RefSeq and is a predicted model, not a curated record.
CUAACACAAACAAUCACUAUAAACUCCCCAAUUUAGGCAAAUUCGAACAAACAAUCAAUGGCUGAAGAAGAAUCGUCAUUCGUGAGGAGACACUGGGAAGGAUACAAGGAGUUCUGGGGAGAGAGGUUCUCCUUCUUGGACAACUACUCGCCCUUCAUCAAGCGCGACAAGCCACUUCCUUCUUGGUCUCCAGCUGAUGUCGACGAAUUCAUUGCUUCUGACCCUCUUCAUGGACCCACUCUGAAGACUGCUAGGGAAGCAGCAAAAUUUGGUGCUGUAGGAGGCCUAAUUGGAGCUGUUUCAACUGCAGGCGUUGCUUGGAAGUACUCAAGGAGUCUGCAUGGUACUGCAUUGUCUUUUGGAGCCGGUGCUGUCUUUGGCUGGACAUUUGGACAGGAAGUUGCCAACCACUGGCUGCAGCUAUACAGGCUCGAUACCAUGGCUUCACAGGUUAAAUUCAUGGAAUGGUGGCAGAACAAGUUUGAAGGACAGUCUUAAUUUUGGCUUCAAUUAAAAGAUUGACGAAAUACAAGUUUUGCUUUGCUGUUAGUGCCAUCGAACAUUUGUUAUCAGCAAUAAAAAUCUGCGGCUGUGUCCAAAUUAUAUCCUGCCGACUUAGAAUUUUCGGGUGGUUUUUGACCAUGAGCUUGGCUGUUUGUUUACCUACUGAGUGGCUAUGAUGGUAGUGCAAUUUCUGGCAGUUUUCCUUAAGAUAAAAGGUGGGAAAUCACCAGCUCUUCAAUAAGUUUGCAGUUUGGCGUUGUUUUAAAAAUAGUUGAUGAUAUGGUGAAUAGUUGAAUUUUUAGUUCUUACUGAACUGUAUAAUGUGGUUCACUUGAGAUCUGAAUAUUCAAACCUCAUGAUUCCAUUGGUGAGAUCAAUGGUAUUGCCAAAAUAGAUGGUGUGAUUUUCGGAAAUAAGUUGUUUUAA